Molecule: messenger RNA, 1809 nt
Organism: Cavenderia fasciculata
Lineage: Eukaryota; Evosea; Eumycetozoa; Acytosteliales; Cavenderiaceae
Product: putative cell surface glycoprotein
Exons: 11
Coding region: 1-1809 (602 amino acids)
Source: RefSeq, a predicted model, not a curated record
AUGGUUUUCACCUCUCAAAGUUUUAUUGAUGACGUUCAAAGAUUAAUUAACUUUUAUCUCUGUUUUAACAGAACAGACAACAUCGGUGCGCAAGAGUGUAUCCGGAAAUUCAAAAACAGGGGAUUAUUUUCAAUCCCGAAGCCCUGCCGCGCGAAAAGUAAAUCAAAGAGUAUUCCAGAAAGUGAAUUUGCAACUUUGAAUUCAUUAAAUACUCAGUACAAUUUGAAUUGGAAUUUAACAGGUGAUGUUUGCAGUAACCUUAAAUCAGUAAUUGGAUGUGAUCAACAAAAUGUUAUAUCAUUAACACUACAUCCAUCCAAUCAAAGUAAUUCAGUUUAUUUAAUAGAUAUUAAAAAUCUUACACAAUUAGAAGAGAUUCAUAUUUACAGUGGUUAUAUCAUUGCAUCUAGUUAUUGGCAAGAUACAAUUUAUACUCUUGAAAGAUUAAAAUCAUUUUAUUGUUAUGAUAAAUGUUUUAAUUCAUUACCAACUUGGAUAAAUGUUACUGCUUCCAUCCCUUCCAAUAUAUUUUACUCAAAUAUUAGAAGUUUAUCUUUACCAAAUCUAAAUGAUAAUGUAGCAUUACCAAUUUUAGAUGGUGAAAAUGAUAAAAUUGUUUAUUUACAUAUAACAAAUACAAUUAAAAGUAUUCCACAAUCUUAUACUCAAUUUAAAAACCUUAGAGAAUUGGAAGUCUAUUCAUCAAAUUCUACUAUCACUUUUAAUUCAUUUGAUCAAUUUGAAAAAUUGGAAGUAUUAUAUUUAAAGCAUCCAAAGAAUUCAUCCAAAUCACUCUUCCCAUCUUCAAUUCAACAAUCAAAAUCAUUAAAAAAGAUUAAUCCAUCUUUAUUCCAAACCUUGUCAUAUCCAUCAUUUAUUCAUGGUUCAAAUUUAACUUCAAUUGAUUUACAAGGAAAUGAUUUAAAAACAUUUAAAAUCAAUAUUUUUAGUUUUAAUGAAGUAUCAUUAAAAAGAAAUAAUAUUGCAGAGUCAAUGCCAAACGGAAACUAUUCUGUCUUUAAAUCAUUGAAUAUAAUGCACAACAAUAUUGUUGGAACUGUUCCAGAAGGUUUAUGUCGUUCCUUUGAAACCUCACUCAGUUACAAUAAUUUCACUGGUCCAGUCCCCGAUUGUUGGUUGUGCAGUCCUUAUUUGGUUGCUCCAUACGUAUUACCAAAUAAUUUUUCAAAUUAUCAAUACCCAAUUAAGAAACUUGGUUGUCAAUCAUUUGAAAUUUAUGAUUAUAAUCAAUCAAUUUCUACAAUGGGCGGAAGUAUUAUAAUUGAGGGUAAAGAUUUUGGAUGGACAAGUGUAAGAGCAAAUUCAGCAUCAUUGCCAUUAGUUGUAUUGGUACCAAACAACCAACUCGCUAUAAAGGUGCCAGCUGGAACUGGUAGAGGGUACACUACAUCUCAUUGGUUUGAUGAUAAUCAAAUACUCUAUAAUUUCACCUAUGGUUAUUUACCACCCGUCGUCGACUCUAUCGUCAUUCUCGAUGAUAAUGAAACAUCAAUAUUUAUAUCUGGAUCAAACUAUGGUAUCAAUUCUACUCUUGUCACCUUGUCCAUUAAUAAUGUCCAACAUGAAAUCCAAUUUAUUAAUCAUACCUUGAUUACCAUCCCACGUGACAGUGAAUUGGGUAGUGGCCAGGAAAUAUUAAUCACACUCUUGGUAGACGGUCAAUCAUUCAAUGCCACAAUGAUCAUUCAAUCUGAUUUUGCCAGUCCAUCAAUUUCCAUCUAUCAACAACUAUCAACUAGUAAUCUAUUCACAUUUAUCUUUAUCAUUUUAAUUUUAAACGUGGUAUAA